Tuber melanosporum (Perigord truffle) is the source of this 629-nucleotide messenger RNA. RefSeq lists its product as uncharacterized. The record is from RefSeq and is a predicted model, not a curated record. Bases 224 to 436 code for a protein of 70 amino acids. The transcript has 2 exons. Lineage: Eukaryota; Fungi; Ascomycota; Pezizomycetes; Pezizales; Tuberaceae.
CUAGAUUGGCCCAAUCGGGGUACUAUUCCCCCAUAUUGCCUCCCCCCCCCAAACGAAUUUCGUGUUCAGCCGUAUCACAGCUCCCCAGCACGGCGGCCGGCUGAUCCAAUCCGAGUUGGUUAUAUCAUACAAAUACCAGGCAAACAUUUCCGUAAAGAAAAAAAUAUGAAAAACUUUUCACCCUAUCAUAACAUAUCGGAACCCACAGAUUAUACCUUAUACUAUGGGGGCAAGCCUUAUUUUUUCGCCUUCUUCCUGGAAGGGCCAUCAUCCUCAACGCCGUUACGCUUCUGCUUCUUGUGGUCGACAUCGACAUCUAGUAUUGCGCCGUUUUCAAUGUCAGAAUCGGAUUCGAUGUCUACCUCGUCCUCAUCGUCGACGUCUGCCUCUUCGAAUGUCUGGCCUGUUUGGUAAAUGUCCUCGCCAAACUGAAUAGCCAGUUCAUCGCCAUUCGGGUAGACUUCUACAAUUUUAUCGUCUUCCUCUUUGUCUUCAUCACCCUCCUCAUCCUUGACUUCCCCAAGACUUUCAUGCUUCCCGGUCCAUUCAAACCAAUUGAAGAAGCUAGAUGGCCCCUUCUUCAUCAACUCCCCAAGUUUCUUCAUACCUUCACCAUCCCUCUUCCCACU